UACAAUGGCUGGUGAUUAUAUUCUCUCAAUUGCAUCGAUUAUGAUUGCGCGUCUGAAGAGCGACGAUGUGACGAUUGUUCUAAGUAAGAUUUUAACCGAUCUGGUUCAAGGCGAAUUCAUGCAACUUGGCUCAAAGGAAACCGAAAAUGAACGAUUCGCGCACUACCUGACCAAGACAUACAGGAAGACGGCCUCACUCAUAGCGAAUGCGCUGAAAGCGACGGCCGUAAUCGCUGAAGCUGAUGAAAACAUCACCGAAUUGGCAUUCCAAUAUGGCCGCAAUGUGGGCUUAGCGUUUCAGCUGGUCGACGACAUGUUGGACUUUGUCUCCUCCGCCGAAACAAUGGGUAAACCAACGGCUGCGGAUCUAAAAUUGGGACUCGCCACGGCGCCGGUGCUCUUCGCAUGCGAAAAGUACCCCGAGCUAAAUCCGAUGAUAAUGCGGCGAUUCAGCGAACCUGGCGAUGUUGAACGUGCCUUCGAACUAGUCCACAAAUCGCACGGACUCGAACAGACGCGCUUCUUGGCCAAAAAGCAUUGCAUCGAAGCGAUACGAUUGUCACAGGAGCUGACCGAGUCGCCAUACCAAAAGGGUCUGCAAGUAGUAGCGGAUUUAGUCAUUAACCGUAUGAAAUAAUAGUUUAAGUUUGGGUACUGGGGGGUAGAUGGUGCAAAAAAAAACAAAAAAA
Messenger RNA from Rhagoletis zephyria (snowberry fruit fly), 689 nucleotides. Its product is annotated as decaprenyl-diphosphate synthase subunit 1-like. Gene Ontology annotation, biological process: isoprenoid biosynthetic process; ubiquinone biosynthetic process. Gene Ontology annotation, molecular function: prenyltransferase activity. Gene Ontology annotation, cellular component: transferase complex; mitochondrion. Lineage: Eukaryota; Metazoa; Arthropoda; Insecta; Diptera; Tephritidae. The record is from RefSeq and is a predicted model, not a curated record.